GUGUGUGCUGUGGUGGCCCUCCAGGCACUGGCAAGACCCCUGCUCGAGCGGUGGCCGGCGAAGCUAAUGUGCCCUUCUUCCAUGCUGCUGGUCCGGAGUUUGACGAAAUACUCGUUGGCCAGGGUGCACGAAGGGUCAGGGACCUAUUCAGCACGGCAAAGAUGCGAGCCCCUUGUGUGGUGUUCAUCGACGAGAUCGACUCGGUGGGAGCAAAGAGAACCAACUCGGUGCUGCAUCCGUACGCGAAUCAGACCAUCAACCAGUUGCUGACCGAAAUGGAUGGUUUCAGGCAAAACGAAGGAGUGAUUGUUCUUGGUGCUACAAACCGUAGGGAUGACCUUGACAAGGCACUGCUGCGGCCGGGCCGCUUUGAUGUCGAAGUUCAGGUGCCUGUGCCAGACCUGGCAGGUCGCAAGGAAAUUCUGCAGCUCUACCUGGGCAAGGUCAAGGUGGCCUCGGAUGUGUCACUGGACGUCCUCGCACGGGGCACAACGGGCUUCACAGGUGCCGACCUGGAGAAUGUGGUCAAUCAGGCGGCACUGAGGGCAGCCAUUGAUGCCGCACCAGCCGUGUCCAUGCGCUACUUGGAAAGCGCGCGAGACAAGGUGCUCAUGGGUCCGGAGCGCAAGUCACGCAUCCCUGAUGAAGAGGCCAACCUGAUAACUGCCUACCACGAGGGUGGGCAUGCCUUAGUGGCACACUAUUCCAAGGAGGCCCAUCCACUGCACAAGGUCACCAUUAUUCCGAGGGGCCCCUCGCUGGGACACACUGCGUACAUUCCGGAGAAGGAGCACUAUCACGUCACCAAGGCCCAGAUGUUGGCAACUAUGGACACACUCAUGGGAGGCAGGGCAGCCGAGGAGCUGGUGUUUGGCUCAGAGAAGAUCACUUCAGGUACUCGUCUGGCAGCGCCUACCACACACUUGCCGCAUGAGAGGGAAUGUGUUUGCUCACCUUCUGCCCAUAUCCGUGUUCCCUGUCAUUAGCACAAGCACGUGCAG
Rhipicephalus sanguineus (brown dog tick) is the source of this 1001-nucleotide messenger RNA. Its product is annotated as ATP-dependent zinc metalloprotease YME1L-like. Gene Ontology annotation, biological process: protein quality control for misfolded or incompletely synthesized proteins; mitochondrion organization. NCBI's taxonomy places the organism in Eukaryota, Metazoa, Arthropoda, Arachnida, Ixodida, Ixodidae. The record is from RefSeq and is a predicted model, not a curated record. Gene Ontology annotation, molecular function: ATP-dependent peptidase activity; metalloendopeptidase activity; ATP hydrolysis activity. Gene Ontology annotation, cellular component: mitochondrial inner membrane.